UUUCUUCCUUUGUUUAGUAAUAUCUUAAAGAAUUGAAAGUCCUAUUUAUUAUAAAUUAUUUAUUUCUUAUGAUUUCCUUGUUGCCAUUUAUUUUUGUCUGCAAAUUUUUGUUUCUUGUUGUUUAUUUGGCAGCAUAAACUUGUAUGCAUGCCUUAAAUAUAUAUAUAUAUAUAAUCUAAAUUAUAUAAAAGUAUGGAAGGGAUUGUGAAUCUAACGCAGCAAAUUCUCUAAUUUGCCCUGCUUUUUCUAUCAUAAUUCUAGGUUAACCAACUGAGGUUGAAGCCUAUAUUUCUAUCCUGCAAAGUGGUGGACUAAUAAAGCUUACAGCCUGUAUCUGUGUCUUGCAAAGCAGUGGACUCUAGCUUCAAUUUGGAAUCAUAUAUAUGUUUGCAAUUUGGAAUUCAUGGUGUCCAAGAGAUCAACUCCCAAACCUUGUUUUCAAUUUGGAAUUCACAGUGCACAAUCUGCUUCCCAGCUUCCCAUCUAUGAAGCACAGGUACUCCAAAAAUAGUGUCGUACAAGUACCGGCUACUUACUGGGUGCUAGUAUGCGUACCGAGUACGCCGAAUACAUGUCGGGUACGCCAUGAGUACGGAAUGGGUACGCCGUGGGUACGGCAAGGGUACAACAUCGGACAAAUUCUGCAUGUUAGAUGUUUGAAGAUAUUCCUCAGAGACACUUGGAAACAGAUGUAUUAUGAUACACAUAUAUGUAGAGCUUUGAUAUUCAACAUGGAACGCACAAGAACAUAUGGACAUUAGAUCGUGGUAGUUGGCUUGAUGGACAAGUAGUAAACCGUUGCACAAAUGAAUUUAUAAUGUACAAGAUAAUUGCAUUUAUUGAUUAGUUGUUGUUUCUUAGAAAAUCACUUUAGUUGCUUUGCAAUUUACAUUAAAGUAAAAGGAUUGUAUCACAGAUGCGAAAUAUCCAGCGUGGUAUCUACCUAUAUAUUUUUUGGUAAUUACUUAUGCAUUUAUAAUUGAAAGCAUUUGACUAUGUAGCAUGUCCUGUUUAUCUAUACUAAGCUUGUGUUAUUGAUAUUUAUACUAAUUUUUAUGAGUUGUAGCAACAUAUUUUGCACCAUAAGGUUCAUAAGCCAAACAUGCUCAAGUCCUAUUUUGGAACAGAACAGUACACGGGAAAAAUUGAAUCAUGUGAAAGGAUAUUGAUUUGUUAUUAUCUUAUUUUAUUUUCGUGUAAUAUGUUAAUGGAUAUGAUACCAAUGAUUAUUGAUUUAAUAUAGGUGUACAUUCCAAUUAAUGAUGCGGGUGAACAUUGGUAUAUGUGUGGUAUACAUGCAACAACAAAUGGUAUAUAUCCUUGAUCCAUAUAUAUCCAAAAAAAAAGAAAAAGAACUCGGCUAACUCAAGUGAAAAAAGUGGUAUACAUCCUUAUACAAUAUUGUUAUUUGAAUUUUGCAUUGCAUGUUUUCGUACUAAUUAGUUAUGUAAAUGACAUGUUGAAGUAUUACAUGUCUUAUUGGGACUUCCGUACAAGAAUGCAUAUACAAAUAAAGUCACCGAGUUUCCAAUUAGAACACUUAAAUGGCUUCCACAACAAAGUAAUGGCUAUGAUUGUGGAAUGCACAUCAUUAAGUAUUUUGAAUUGGUGCAAUUUAUUGAUUCCGAAGGUUGUUUGCUACAAUUUUACUCGUGGGAUGCAAGACAAAGAUUGGCACUGGGCUUAGUUCGAGAUGCAAACAAUAAAAUUGGGUCAAGAGUGAUAGAAUUGGCUUGCGAUAGAUAAUUGUCAUGUAUCAUUGAUGUUGUUGCAUGUUCAUACUUGAAUUAUGUGAAUUUCAACUGAAUUUGUUUUGGGAGGAUGUAGAGCAAAUGGAU
Camellia sinensis is the source of this 1838-nucleotide messenger RNA. NCBI's taxonomy places the organism in Eukaryota, Viridiplantae, Streptophyta, Magnoliopsida, Ericales, Theaceae. The record is from RefSeq and is a predicted model, not a curated record.